Messenger RNA from Entamoeba nuttalli P19, 309 nucleotides. RefSeq names its product protein phosphatase domain containing protein. Lineage: Eukaryota; Evosea; Mastigamoebida; Endamoebidae. Bases 1 to 309 code for a protein of 102 amino acids. The record is from RefSeq and is a predicted model, not a curated record. The transcript has a single exon.
AUGAGUGCCAUAACACGUCUUUCUUCCUCUUCACCUGAAUUACCAAAAACGAAAAUUCCUCACAAAAGAGUUAGAUCAAUUGGGGCAACAGGAAAAAGUACAUUUUAUGGAGAAGAACGACCAGUUAUAAUUAAUGGAAAAGUGUUGAUAUCUGGAGGAUUGACACUUCCAUUGUUAUCUUCUUCAUAUUUAGUUUCAAAAAAUGGAGAAAUUAAACGACUUAAAACAGGACAGUCAUUUGAGGAAAAUGAAGAAGACCAAUUAUUAUGUGUUUGUUAUGAAUUAAUUACAUUUUUAUAUUAUUCAUAA